Molecule: messenger RNA, 3180 nt
Organism: Chlamydomonas reinhardtii
Lineage: Eukaryota; Viridiplantae; Chlorophyta; Chlorophyceae; Chlamydomonadales; Chlamydomonadaceae
Exons: 15
Coding region: 104-2026 (640 amino acids)
Biological process (GO): translational initiation; formation of translation preinitiation complex
Molecular function (GO): translation initiation factor activity
Source: RefSeq, a predicted model, not a curated record
CUAGUUUGCGCGCCAGCGCGUCAUCAAGCAAUCGCGGAACUGGGCAGCGCGUGGGGCGCUAUAUCCAUUGGAAAACACAUCCUGUCGAUUGAUCUAGGAAGCCAUGUUCAAGAAGCCCUUCAAUUUGGGCCAGUCCCACAAAGUUAGCGGCGCUGACCGAAAGAAGCUUCGCAAGGCGCUGGAGAAGGUGUACGGCGUGGGCGAGGAUGGACUGGAGGCCAUCCUGCCGGCCAAGGCGGGCGAGCUGGAGUGUGUGAAGCUGGCAUCGCCCUCCCGCGUGGUUCUGUACCUGCACGACGGCAGCCCCAUCCUGCUGGACCCCAACGGCAAGGGCGACUACGCGCCCACCGUGUUCGCGCUGUGGCGCUGGCCCGACCUGCUGCCGCGGGUGUAUGUGAAGCACCCCGCCGUGAGCCGCUACCUGGUGGGCGGCGCCGACCUCAUGCUGCCCGGGGUGGCGAUGCCGGCGGAGGGGCUGCCGGCGUUCCAGCGAGACCAGCUGCUGGCGGUGUGCUCGCCCGGCAACCCGGCGCCGGUGGCUGUGGGCGCGGCGGUGAUGGACUCCAGCGACGCGGCGGCGCGCAUCCGGGGCCAGGUGCCGGGCGGCUGCAGGGGCAAGCUGGUGGAGGUCAUGCAGCACUACGGCGACUGCCUGUGGUCGGACGUGGGCGGGCGGGCGGUGCCCAACGCCGGCUUUUUGGCGGACGGCGUGGUGCCGCCCGGCGUGGCAUCCGUGGAGGCAACACUAAACGGGGAGUUGGGCGACGACGGCGGCGACGACGGCGCGGAGGCACAGGACGGCGAGGGGGCUUCGGGGCAAGCUGGCGGCGAGUCGGCGGCGGAUGGGGCGGCGGAGCGGAUAGCGGGGCUGUCGCUCGACGGGGCUGGGGGCGCGGGCGGCGAGUCGGGUGCGGCGUCCACGUCAGGUUCGGGGGCAGGGGCGGCAGGUGGCGGCGGCGAGGCGGAGGCGGAGGCUGUGGACAUGGAUGCACUGCUGGAGUCGGUGCUGCUGCAGGCUCUGACCAAGAGUGUCAAGGACGGCGACCUGCCGCUCAAUAGCAGUGUGCUGUGGAACCAACACAUGCUGCCGCAGCGGCCGGCGGGCAGCACCCUGGACGUGAAGAAGAGCAAACAUAAGAAGAUGUCCAAGUUCUUGCAGUCCUACGGCAAAGCGGGCCUGCUGACUUGCAAGGAGGACAAGCACUCGGGCGACGUCAUUGUCACCGCCGUCAACCGCAAGUGCCCGCUGCUGCUAGACUUCAGGCCCUACAAAGCCAGCAGCACCGCCGCCGCAGAGUCCGCAGGCCCCACCGCCGGCGCCCCCGAGACGGCGGCUGCGACCUCCGGCGGCGCCGGCGCCUCCUCCUCCGCCGCCGGCGGCAAUGACGGCUCCGGCUGCCAGGCCCAGCUGCUGAUCGAGGAGGUGUACAAGCCGGGCAGGGAGCUGCGGCCCAUCUUUGAGGAGCUGAAACUCAACCCUGAGGCUCUGUACACGGGCUCUGAGGCCGCGGAGGUGGCGCUGGCCUACGUCAAGGCGGCGGGGCUGGACGACCCGGCCCGCGCGCAGCUGCCCGACAACCGCACGCUGCAGCUGAACCCGCUGCUGUGUGACGCCCUCUUCAAGGGCUUCAUCAAGAAGGGCGAGACCUACCCCACGCACCUGCCCAAGUCCGAACUGCGGGAGGCUUUCAUGCGCCGCAUGCACCUGCAGUGCAGGCUCAGCAGGGGGGCAUACCAGGUGGUGCGCAAGGGCGCGCCGCCCGCGGUGGCCAUCAGCACCGAGAAGCGGCAGGGCAACAAGCGGGUGACCAAGAUCGCGGGGCUGGAGGCGUUCUUGGUGGACCCGGAGGUGGUGGCGGGCGAGUGCCAGCGCAAGUUCGCGUGCAGCACCAGUGUGGUGGACCUCCCUGGCAAAAACACCGGGCAGGAGGUGGUGCUGCAGGGCUCAUUCCCCGAGAAGGCUGCCGACUUCCUCAUGACCACCUACGGCAUCCCUAAGAAGUACUUCCUGGUCAAGUCCGCAUGAGGGUGAUCAGGACUGGUCAGGAAAUCGGCGAUGUGGAUGGUGGCAAUGGGGGAGGAUGGCGAUGGGUAUGAUGGCGUAGAGGGUUGCAAAAGAGGGUCUCGUGAGGCCGUCGGAUGCUGUGCCCUGAUGGGGCUGGAAGGAAGGAGAGGGGCUUUGCGCAGAAGGCUGCGGCAUAGUGUGUUUCGGCUGUGCGCAGUUGGGGCCCCCGGAAUGGGGUUGCUGCGUCGGCGGUUGGGGGUAUGCAUAUGGCGUGGCGUGGUGUGGAUUGGCGUCUAACUGUGUGUUAAAGAGCACAAGGGAAAUGUGUGUGUGGGGGGGGGCAUGCAGCAGAGGUCACACAAUACAGAUGGCUUUCCUCGGGUUUGUGUGUACCUUCAGGCCACGGAUGCGCAAGUAACGAAUGUGGUACGUGGGAGUGGUGAGGGCCAGGCAAGGAGAGCAGCAGGGUGGAUGCCAGUGCGUGGAUGCAUGGGGACCCGUGUUCUGUUGUGGGCUUGGCAGGGAACGUGGUUCGCAGGGUGUCGAGGGCGUAGGCCCCAUUCGCCGGCUGCAGAGUCCGAUUGGUGUGGCAAACUGGCAACCUUCAUCAACUACUUUUCGCGGUGUUCCAUUGUAGAGGAGGUGCAGCGGUUAUUGGCUGGGCGCAGGACACAGCUGGUGUACCUGGUACAAUAUGCUUGCGAGGUGGUUCUAAGUUGAGCUGGUUCAGGAUCCCAGACCCGCCCAGACGUCUCACCGGGUGCCUUCCACUUCGUGGGGGAGAGUAGAGGAGCAUGUUGGACCAUGAGAGGGUUGGAGGCAACAGCUGCGGUGAGUGCGGUCGAACUGGGGUGGGUUGCCAGGGACCCAGGGCUUCGGCACAACGCAAGACUGUAGGCAAAGAGCGUGAGUCACUGAGUGGUGAGACUGUGAAAAUGUUGGCGUUGGCCUGGAAUCUCUGGGCACCGGUAUCGACGCGCCAUGUCCGCGUGCAGGAUGGUGUUCGUGUACAGUUCCGCAGCGUCGGUUUACACAGCCCUUGGGCUCUGUCGAGAAGUAACUCAGCGCGUUCCAUGGCCAGUCUGGAACAUUUGACAUUGAUUGCACUGUUGCAUACCAGACGUUGGACUCAAAGAGGGACAGCCCCGCGUGUCGAGAUCUGAACAUCAACAUGU